Paecilomyces variotii is the source of this 2622-nucleotide messenger RNA. Its product is annotated as catalase-like domain-containing protein. Bases 148 to 2376 code for a protein of 742 amino acids. Gene Ontology annotation, biological process: response to oxidative stress; hydrogen peroxide catabolic process. Gene Ontology annotation, molecular function: heme binding; catalase activity. The transcript is spliced from 6 exons. Lineage: Eukaryota; Fungi; Ascomycota; Eurotiomycetes; Eurotiales; Thermoascaceae. Gene Ontology annotation, cellular component: cytosol. The record is from RefSeq and is a predicted model, not a curated record.
CCAUCUACAGAUGGCUGUUCGGCCUGUAUCUCUAUACCGUCUCUCCGGGGCGCGGCUACCAGUCUUUAUAAACGAGUACCUUCCCCAUCCUCAUGAAGACCUUGUGCUCAAGCUCUGCUUCCUAUCCUUCUGACGGCCUUAUAUGCUAUGAAGCCUGACAAGAUGCGUUCAAUUGGACUCUUGCUGGCUCUCGUCGGCACUGCGCGUGCAGCAUGUCCUGUCAUGACAGGCGAGCUUCCAGCUUCCUUUGCUAACAACCCUCAUGGCCUUCAACGUCGUGAUGAAGAGAGUGCAUCUGUAGAGACUGAGCAGUUCCUGUCCCAGUUCUACCUCAAUGACAGCAACACCUACAUGACCUCGGACGUUGGAGGUCCCAUCUCCGACCAGACCAGUCUGAAGGCUGGCCAAAGAGGUUCCACCCUGCUUGAGGACUUUAUCUUCCGCCAGAAGAUCCAACACUUCGACCAUGAGCGUGUACCUGAGCGUGCAGUCCAUGCUAGAGGAGCUGGAGCUCAUGGUGUUUUCACCUCGUACGGUAACUUCUCCAACAUCACGGCGGCCUCCUUCCUAUCUGCGGAAGGGAAAGAGACACCUGUAUUCGUGCGAAUCUCUACUGUGGCUGGAAGCCGAGGAAGCGUUGACACAGCCCGUGAUGUACAUGGCUUUGCCACCAGAUUCUACACGGAUGAGGGAAACUUUGACAUCGUAGGAAACAAUAUCCCCAUCUUCUUCAUCCAGGACGCGAUUCUCUUUCCCGACCUCAUCCAUGCGAUCAAGCCCAACCCGAGCAAUGAGAUCCCGCAGGCAGCUACUGCUCAUGAUACCGCUUGGGAUUUCUUCAGCCAGCAGCCCAGCUCUCUGCACUGUUUGUUCUGGGCUAUGGCUGGACAUGGAAUUCCCCGUUCACUCAGAACUGUCGACGGCUUUGGUAUUCACACCUUCCGUUUCGUCACCGACUCCGGUGCUACCAAGCUCGUCAAGUUCCACUGGACUUCGCUCCAGGGCAGAGCCAGUUUGGUGUGGGAGGAAGCGCAAGCCACAGCAGGCAAGAACGCCGACUACCUCCGUCAGGAUCUUUAUGAAGCAAUCGAGGCUGGGAGAUACCCCGAGUGGGAGUUGGGCGUCCAAAUCAUGGACGAAGAUGACGCGUUGCGUUUCGGAUUCGAUCUCCUUGAUCCUACGAAGCUUGUUCCUGAGGAAUAUGUGCCCAUCACGAAACUUGGCAAGAUGCAGCUCAACCGCAACCCACUCAACUACUUUGCUGAGACUGAACAGAUCAUGUUCCAACCUGGUCACAUCGUCCGGGGUAUUGAUUUCACCGAAGACCCUCUGCUGCAGGGACGUAUAUUCUCAUACCUCGACACGCAGCUGAACCGCCAUGGAGGUCCCAACUUUGAACAGCUCCCGAUCAACCGACCUCGCGUGCCAAUUCACAAUAACAACCGCGACGGUGCUGCUCAAAACUUUAUCCCUCUGAACCCCGCUCCUUACAGCCCUAAUACUGUCAACAACGGCUACCCGCUGCAAGCCAACCAGACCGCUGGAAGAGGUUUCUUCACUGCUCCCGACCGCACUGCUAGUGGAAGACUUGUUCGAACUGUCAGUGAUACUUUCGCGGAUGUCUGGUCCCAGCCCCGUCUGUUCUUCAACUCCCUGGUGCCAGCGGAGCAGCAGUUCCUGAUCAAUGCAAUCCGCUUCGAGACGUCCAAUGUCAAGAGCGACGUCGUGAAGAAGAAUGUCAUCAUCCAGCUCAACCGUGUCAGCCACGAUCUGGCCAAGAGAGUCGCCGAAGCCAUUGGCGUCGAAGUUCCACAGCCUGACCCAACAUACUAUCACAACAACAAGACCGCCAACGUGGGCAGCUUCGGUACUCCCCUCAAGAGAAUCGACAACUUCAAGGUCGGUCUCCUGGCUACGGUCAACAAGCCAGAGUCUAUCUCUCAGACCUCCAGCCUGAAGGACGGCUUGGCCUCCGACGGCGUCGACCUCAUAGUCGUUGCUGAGCGAUUCACCGACGGCGUCGACCAGACUUACUCCGCUAGCGACGCUACCAACUUCGACGCCAUCAUUGUCGCCAACGGCGCUGAGGGUCUGUUCUCUCCCAAGAGUUUCACUGGUGCGACGACCAACUACUCCACCUCCACCCUCUACCCUGCGGGAAGACCGCUCGAGAUCCUGGUCGACGGCUUCCGCUUCGGCAAACCAAUCGGCGCUCUGGGUAGUGGCUCUGCUGCUCUCAAGUCAGCCGCUAUUGAUACUUCCCGGGCUGGCGUUUACGUCGCCAACUCGAGCAGUACUGACUUCGUUAACAACGUCAAGGAUGGUCUUCGCACGUUCAAGUUUCUUGACCGGUUUGCGCUCGAUAAAGAAGCGUGAGUGAGUGGACGAAAAUAAGAAAUAAAAUAAACUUUCCCCUAUCCCAUAUUACUCUCUACAACAAUAAUGGUUGAAUAAUGUCUAGAUAGGUAGUAAAGAGAUAGAAGUACACAUUUUGAAGGCCUCUUGGCCACUCAUUAUGAUUUUGUUUAUCUUUACAUCGAACGCUUCGUCCAAGCGAGUGGUAAUUUGUUUUCUUGAAGGGACAGACAGGGUUAGGUAACCCCCGCUUGCAGUAAAACGACG